AUUGGAAGGGGCGUUUCCCCCCCUUGUCCUUGUUCACAUCAGUUGACAUCCAACCAUGACGAUGACAAACGAGGCCAAAGACAUCAAGACCUCACCAGCGAUACCUGGUGAGGACAUUGCUGUCGCAGACACCGAGCACAUCAAGUCCAAUAAUGAUGGGCUUGAUGAAGUCUUUCAACAAAGCGAAGGGCAAGUGGACUUCCGGACCGUUAGCUGGAUACGGGCAUCAGCCAUCUUUCUGAAGAUGCUCUUCGCGACCGGCAUCCUCUCGAUUCCCUCGGUCAUGUACGACCUUGGCGCCCUCCCCGGGGCCCUCAACGUGCUCGGCUGGUGCGGUCUUAACACGUACGGCGCCCUCGUGCUCGGCAAUUUUCGAGACUGCUACCCACAAUGCCACACGGUCGCUGACAUGGCGCAGUUGAUGGGGGGUCCGAUUUUCCGAGAAGUGGUCGGGUUCUUGUUCGUCAUGACCUACGUGAUCACGGCAGCCUCCGGGGUGAUCGGGGUAUCGGCGGCCUUCAACGCGCUGUCGCUGCACUCGCUGUGCACUGUGUGGUUCUCGGUGAUCGCCACCGUCAUUAUCGCCCUCUGCGCCAGUGUACGGAAGUUCUCCCAUAUCGGGUGGUUGACCUGGGUCGGGUUUUUUAGUAUCCUCGCCGCGGUAUUCAUCAUUGUCAUUGGAGUAACCACCCUCGAUCGCCCGUCAGCGGCCCCGCAAGAAGGCCCCUACGACCUGGGCUACCACCUAGUCGGCCACCCGACCUUCGCCGCCGGCAUAACCGCCUCAUCGACCAUCUUCGUCUCGUCAUCAGCGACCUCGGCCUUCCUCCCCGUCAUCGCGGAGAUGCGCCCGCCCACCGCCCGGGCCUAUCGGAAAGCCGUCGCUCUGUGCAUGAGCUUCGUCACCGCCAGUUACCUGACCUUCAGCCUGGUGCUGUAUCACUACUGCGGGAAAUGGGUCGCCUCGCCGGCGCUGGGCAGCGCGGGUCCCGUCCUCAAGCGGGUGGCAUAUGGCAUCGCUCUUCCGGGUUUGCUGGUCAGCGGGGCGUUGUACGUCCACGUCGCGGCCAAGUAUCUCUUCGUCCGGGUGCUGCGCGGCUCGCCGCAGCGGAGGCGGCAUCUCCAGGCGAACACUCCUGUGCACUGGGGUACGUGGUUAGCGUGUGUCGUGGGCAUGGCGGCCAUAGCGUGGGUGCUGGCUAGUGCCAUCCCGGUGUUCACGUAUGUGUUGGCAUUGGUCGGGGCGUUGGGGUUCGCGCCGUUGGCAAUCAGUUUGCCCGGGAUCUGUUGGUUGUAUGAUGAGCAAUCGUGGUAUAAGAGGUGGACGAGGGUAGUGUUGGUUGCAGUGCAUGUUGGAUUGGUGCUGCUGGGACUGUUCAUGAUGGUCGGGGGAACAUAUGGUGUUGUGAUCCAGAUUCAGGAGGCGUAUAGAGAUGGGAGCGUGGAUGGAGUGUUUUCAUGUGCGGAUAAUAGUGGGACGGUGUCCUGA
Messenger RNA from Aspergillus uvarum CBS 121591, 1489 nucleotides. Its product is annotated as putative neutral amino acid permease. Gene Ontology annotation, molecular function: amino acid transmembrane transporter activity. The transcript has 4 exons. The record is from RefSeq and is a predicted model, not a curated record. Gene Ontology annotation, biological process: amino acid transmembrane transport. NCBI's taxonomy places the organism in Eukaryota, Fungi, Ascomycota, Eurotiomycetes, Eurotiales, Aspergillaceae. The coding region runs from base 56 to 1489 and encodes 477 amino acids. Gene Ontology annotation, cellular component: vacuolar membrane.